AGUGCGUGCGUUAAAUUAAAUUCGGCAUUAGCGUUUGAGUUUUGACGUUUCCAACUUUUAACUUCCGUCAUGAAACCGUCUAAUUUGGAGAAAUGCCAAAUUUCGCAAACAGCAAAAUCAGAUGUUUUUAGGAAAUUUCAAUUUUGUUGAAUUAUUUAUUUAAAAUCAUGCAUUGGACUUAGAAUGAAGCGUUUUACAGAGAAAGUGCACCAUGAGCAACAAAAGGAAGUGGUAUGGAUAAUGCAAGAGAGGCAUGUUGGACGACCUGAGCUAGUGUCAGAAAAGCGGAAAUCAAUUGCGGAACAGGAAGAUGAUUCUUUUAAAACGCCUAUUGUGUACUCCAAACGCUAUGGCGUGCGAUUUUGUGGCAUGGAAAAGUUGCAUCCCUUCGAUGCCGCUAAAGGUGGACAUGUACUCAAGUUUUUGUUGCAAACUAAUAUUUUGCAAGCCGGCCGUUUUUAUGAACCAACCGAGAUCACAAAACAAGAUUUACAAAAAGUGCAUACGCGUAAAUAUUUAAGAAGUUUGAAGUGGAGCUUAAAUGCCGCUAAGAUUUCAGAAAUCCCUUUAUUACUUUUUGUACCAAAUACAUUUGUACAACGCGGCUAUUUGCGUCCAAUGCGUUUCCAAACAGCUGGUUCCAUACUCGCCGGAAGUUUAGCAUUACGUUACGGUUGGGCCAUCAAUUUGGGUGGUGGAUUUCAUCAUUGUUGUGCCUAUAAAGGUGGCGGAUUCUGUCCAUAUGCUGAUAUUACUUUGCUUAUAACAAAAACAUUUGAAGAAGAACGUAACGUCGAAACUGCUAUGAUUGUGGACUUAGAUGCGCAUCAAGGAAAUGGACAUGAACGGGAUUUUUAUGAAAAUAAUAACGUUUACAUAUUGGAUAUGUACAAUGCCUCAAUAUAUCCCCGUGAUCAUGAGGCCAAGUUAGCGAUAAGUUGUGCUGUGGAAUUGAGGCCUCGAACGGCCGAUGAAACGUACCUGAAGAAAUUAAGAAGGUCCUUAACUUACUCUUUAAACGAGUUUCGUCCUGAUUUAUUGGUAUAUAAUGCUGGAACGGACAUAUUACUUGGUGAUCCUUUGGGAUUACUUUCAAUAACGCCAGAGGGAGUUGUGGCACGUGACCAAUUUGUUUUUGCAACCUGUCGCGAACAACGUAUACCAAUUGUAAUGCUGCUUAGUGGCGGCUAUUUAAAGUCGUCUGCAAAAGUAAUUGCCGAAUCUAUUGUUAAUUUGAAAGCCAAAGGUUUGCUUGCUUGCUGAAAGCACCACAAGUAUUUGUAUUAAAAUUCUCAGUUUUUUUUUUAUCAAAAUUGAGUUAAAUUUGUUUGAAAAGACUUUGGUGUUAUUAAAGAAAUUGCCAUUUGUUGUUUUUCAUUACAAUAUAUGUAUGUAUAUGAAGUGCAUAAAGAAAUUAUAAAAUGAGGUGUUCCUGCAAGUGAAUGUUAUUACAGAAAUUUGCUUAAAUUUGUCUAAAUAAAUUUGAAAUCUUAUAGAUUUAAACAUUUAUAUUAUAUACAAAUAGUAACUUAUCGUAAACCAAUUUGUGAUGUAAUUAGCGUAAAUGCAAUUUGACA
Ceratitis capitata (Mediterranean fruit fly) is the source of this 1577-nucleotide messenger RNA. It is a transcript of the gene HDAC11, whose product is annotated as histone deacetylase 11. Gene Ontology annotation, molecular function: histone deacetylase activity. The coding region runs from base 184 to 1263 and encodes 359 amino acids. The record is from RefSeq and is a predicted model, not a curated record. The transcript is spliced from 5 exons. NCBI's taxonomy places the organism in Eukaryota, Metazoa, Arthropoda, Insecta, Diptera, Tephritidae.